Messenger RNA from Fraxinus pennsylvanica, 375 nucleotides. Lineage: Eukaryota; Viridiplantae; Streptophyta; Magnoliopsida; Lamiales; Oleaceae. The record is from the annotation of a GenBank genome assembly.
AUGAGCAUGGAGAAAAGCAGAUCAUAUCCUCAGUACUCUUCCUCUUGCUCAACUGAAUUCGGGUUCGGGUUUCAAGACCGAGCAAAUUCGUACAUUUUUAAUGGCCCGACCACGAAAGAUGAAGCUUUCGCAGCAUCAACUGAUCCAGAAAUGAAGAGGAAGAAGAGGAUUGCUGCAUAUAACAUGUUUACAACAGAAGCACUAAGAUGGGAUUCAGUAGCAGGGGAAGGUAAAUGGGGCGGGCUCGAUUCUUUCUCUGAUGGCUUGACACUUGAGCCCUUCUUAAUUUCAUUUCAAAUUUUCCAUAAAAAAAUCUUCAACAACUUUCAAUCUCUAUCUCAAAGUGAAAUUUGUUUUGAUUUUUUAUGGCGGUGA